Messenger RNA from Linderina pennispora, 2259 nucleotides. Its product is annotated as P-loop containing nucleoside triphosphate hydrolase protein. The coding region runs from base 85 to 2082 and encodes 665 amino acids. The transcript has a single exon. The record is from RefSeq and is a predicted model, not a curated record. Gene Ontology annotation, molecular function: ATP binding; ATP hydrolysis activity. Lineage: Eukaryota; Fungi; Kickxellomycota; Kickxellomycetes; Kickxellales; Kickxellaceae.
CCUCUACUUGCAAUACCUGUUUCCUCCCAGAUUCCCUUUCGCCCCUGCCAUUUAUACCGGUACAUUCCCUCGCUACCCCUCUGAAUGAUCCAGACCAAGCCUAUUAAGAAGGAAAGGCGGAAACCAAUCGAGUUCCCGCCUGUUCGCGCCUACUCGCAGCAGUCGCGGUUCCACAACGAGACUGUGGUGACGCUUUCCAAGGACGUCGACCUGCGCAACGUCCACCUGACCAUUGGCGACGUUGAUAUGCUGGUUGACAGCCGCCUGUGGUUCAAGGCUGGCUACCAUUACGGCUUUAUCGGGCGCAACGGAGUCGGAAAGUCGACGCUGCUGAACGCUAUUGGCAACAAGACGCUUAUCGGCUUCCCAGAGAACAUCCGCACUCUCUACGUGCAGCAGCUCGAUGUGCUCGAAACCAGCACCACUGUGCUUGAGGCUGUUUUGGCAGCCGACGUUGAGCGCCAGAAGCGCGUCAAUGAUGUGCAAGCCCUUGAGGCAGCCGUUGCUGAUCCUGUGGGGUUAAACUCAGCACUGGACAAGUACAUUGCGCGUAUCGCCACCGAGCGCAUCACGCAGGCACAGACCAUUGCAACUAUUCGCAGCGGUCAACGCGGUAAAACUGCCCGCGCGAUUGCUCUCAAGGCUGAGCACAACAUGCUAGGCGAGAUCCGUAGCCAGCUCUACACCAAGGGCAAGAACGACAGUGAUGUAGCUGCCGACGUGCUUACUACCCUGUAUGCUGAGCUCGACGAGAUGGGCGCUAGCACCGCCGAGGCCCGCGCGCGUGCCAUCCUGGCCGAUCUUGACGUUUCAGAAGAGCAGCAAGAUAGCCCAGUCAGCUUCCUUUCCGGCGGUUGGCGUAUGCGUGUCGCAUUGGCCAAAGCCAUGUUCCUCGAGCCCGAUAUCAUGCUGCUCGACGAGUGCACCAACCAUUUGGACAUUGGCGCCAUUGCCUGGCUGCAAGACUACUUAAAGUCGCUGACCGACAUUACCAUCGUAUGUGUGUCGCACGACCGCGAAUUCCUCAACGCUAUCUCGCAGGAGAUCAUCCGCUUCAAAGACAAGAAGCUCACUUACCACCCGGGCAACUACGAUGAGUUUGAGAUGGCCGAGGGCGAGCUGCGCAAGAAGAAGGAGCGCCAGGUCGCCGCCUUGGACCGGCGCCGCCAGCAGAUCGAAAAGUCCAUCGAGGGCUUUAUGAAGCAUGCUCGUGCAACCAACGACUCCAAGGUCCUGGGCCAGGUUGCUUCGCGCAAGAAGAAGCUUGAGCGCCUAGGUCCAGACAAGAACGAAGAUGGAACCCGCUUCAAGAUCUCGUACUGGGCUGGAUACCACGAUACAAUGCGGAGGACCAUAGAUUUGGAUAAGGCUGAGAAAGAGGUCGACUUUAGCAUCCCACAGCCCGAGACGAUGCGAAACACGGCGCCCUUGGUCACACUCAACAGCGUAUCAUUUGCCUACAAAGCUGGCAGCAAGGAUGUUACCCGCAACAUUAACCUCAACAUUCUGAUGGGCGAGCGCGUUGCCGUGCUUGGUCUUAACGGCUGCGGAAAAUCGACUCUGGUCAAUGUCAUCACCCGCGACCUGGCUCCAACCAAGGGCACUGUCGAGCAGCAUGCGCGUCUGCGGAUUGGCCACUACACACAGCACUUCGUCGACGAGCUGACCAAUGUCCAGGACUCGGGUCUGAAGAUGCUGAUGCGUGACAAUCCGUCGGUCAAGGAGGGCGAGAUCCGCCGCUGGCUCGGCUCAUUUGAGCUCAGCGGCGACCUGGCUAUCCGGCCAAUCUGCACCCUCAGCGGUGGCCAGCGCGCUCGCAUGGCUAUGGCGCUGAUGCUGUAUUCGCGGCCGCACCUGCUGCUGCUUGAUGAGGUCACCAACCAUCUAGACAUGUACGCUGUCGAGGGCCUUAUCAAUGCGAUUAACGAGUUCGAGGGUGCUGUUGUUCUGAUUUCCCAUGACCGUCACUUUGUGCGCGAGACUGCUGAUGAUGUGUACUCGCUGGUUGAUGGCAACCUCACAUUGCUUGAGAACGGUGUUGACGAGUACAUCCAGUCAAUUGAAGGUGUUGAUUUUAACUGAUAUCUAUAUUAAUCUCUAUGCUUUCAAAUACAUCAAGAUUAUUGAUAUUAAGCAUGCCAAAAUCAAUACUACCCUUGGUGGUAGAUGAGGGUGUCUUUGCAAAAGCAGUCAUUUCCAACGACACCGUAUAUGCGAGCAGCGCGCAGUAAAAGGACAACUGCAAAUGCAUAUCAAUCA